Molecule: messenger RNA, 1902 nt
Organism: Eremothecium cymbalariae DBVPG#7215
Lineage: Eukaryota; Fungi; Ascomycota; Saccharomycetes; Saccharomycetales; Saccharomycetaceae
Gene: HEL2
Product: E3 ubiquitin-protein ligase HEL2
Exons: 1
Coding region: 1-1902 (633 amino acids)
Biological process (GO): rescue of stalled cytosolic ribosome; protein ubiquitination
Molecular function (GO): ubiquitin protein ligase activity; ribosome binding
Source: RefSeq, a predicted model, not a curated record
AUGUCUAUGGAAAACAACUCUUCAAAGUUGAAAACGAAUUUUCGAAGAACUAAAAGGAAUAAUCAAUCGUCGAAAGGCAAACCGAGUGAUUCACAUCUAGGCAGCGCAUGGAAGAAACCUGUAACGAGUGAUAAAUUAACUCAAGGUCAAACCAAUGGUUUUGAUGAACAUGAAGAUGAAGAAGGAACUACUUGUUUUAUCUGUGCUGAUACUUUGAAGUUUGUUGCAUUAUCUCCUUGCAACCAUCAGACAUGUUUCAAGUGUGCAUUUAGACAACGUGCAUUAUAUCAGAAGAACACAUGCCUUGUUUGUAGGACUGAUCAUGAGUAUCUCAUAUUCACGGAUAAACUUGAUGCUACUUUUGCGACGAUUAAAGAGUCUGAAAUUUUUUCCGUUAAUAAAAAAUAUGGUAUUAAAUUUACUUUAUCCAGUGCCGAAGCAGCAACAUUACAAUUAUUGAAAUAUGUUUGUCCUUAUGGAGAUGUAGGCAAUACUGACCUGGAUUCGUUUAAGAACUAUAAUGAGCAUUUGAAGAAUGAACAUAAGAGAAUUAUCUGCACGAUAUGUGCGGAAAACAAGAAGGCAUUUCCAUCGGAAUUGGAGAUCCUUACGUCUAAUCAAUUGAAGACGCACAAUACGUUAGGCGACAAGAGAGGUUUUAAAGGUCACCCGUUGUGUGGUUUCUGCUCUGGACAGAGGUUUUAUUCGGAUGAUGAACUUUAUAUCCAUAUGCGCGAGCGUCACGAAAAGUGUCACAUAUGUGAUCAGAUAGAUUCUUCUCAACCACAGUAUUUUAGAGAUUAUGAUCAAUUGUUUAAUCACUUCAAGCAUUCUCAUUACAUCUGCACUGUCAAGUCAUGCUUGGAUUCCAAAUUUGUGGUCUUUAGGGAUGAUUUGGAUUUGCAGGCCCAUAUUUUAAAAGAACAUGGCAAUAUUGCAGGAAACAAGAAUAAAAUUUCUUUAACUAGUGGCCGCAGAUUCCAUUCGGAGUUGUCAUCCUCGAAUCAGAGCUUUUCACGCAGUGUAAAUGAGCAAGCAUUUAGUUCUGCACAGGCUACAGGGCUCUCCGGCACGCCAUCCAAUCAAGAUACCCCAGAAAUGAAGCUUAGAAGGCUUGAAGAAAGGGCAAGACAUUAUCUGCACUAUUCCCAAAGUUCAAUGGAGAGAUUUGAACAGAUUAACAAUAGUUAUAGAAGCAAUGCGAUUACUGCAGUUAGUGUUCAGAAACGCUACGAGCAGUUGUUUAAUGAUCCUCAAGCUGAUAUUUAUUUGUUGAUUCGUAACUUUGCAGAAACGUUCUUGGAGGGAUCGAUUAAGCACAAGGAGUUGUUUUCAAUAUACAAUUCAGAGCAAGAAAGAAGAGAGCGCCAGAUAAAAUUCCCACCACUUUCUAGUGAGUCUUGGGAUCAGGUUUCUCUUUAUGGGGCUAAUUGGCGGAAGACUACACCAAACAAAUCUUCAAGUGCAUCGAGAUUUAACUUUCCUUCAUUAAAUGACACAGCUAGAGCAAAGUCUCCUCCUGUUAAAAAGGAAAAGAUAGUGAACACAUCCUACAAAUCUACUCUUACUUCCACCUCAUCAUCUUCAUCAGGAAACACGUUUAAUGCUAACACUGACUUCAAACCUACUUACUUGAAAAAUAAGACUAAAACAGAAAGCAAGCAUUUGACGUCCUCCCGAAAUUCAGAACUAUUCCCCCCAUUACCAUCUAUUGAUCCAAAGAAACAGCGUCCCAAGCCUGUAAACCAUGCUUCGAUCCCUGAUCCUAUGCAGUGGGGGAAACCCAAGAAAGAUCCAGCCCAGUCAACUAAUACAAUAGAAGAUACACUGCCCAUCAGCGGCAAACAAAAAGGCAAACAAAAAGGCAAACAAAAACAAGUUCUAUUUCAUUUUGGUAUUUAG